UCAGCCCAGCCUCACACACCUCUUCUCCGCCACUGAAUCAAACCUCUCCUCAACUCUCUUCACCUCCCCUCCCUUCAAAUCCUUUACCGUCUUCCUCCUCGAAGUCUUCCGCUCUCCUUUCCCCCCUCCCUCUCCCCUGACUUCAAAUCCUUUACCGUCUUGUGUUUCAGGAACCAUUUAUGAUGAUUCUUACCUGGAUAGCUACAUCAGUACCAUUGGUGUUGACUUUAAAAUCCGCACAGUUGAACAGGACGGAAAGACUAUCAAACUCCAGAUCUGGGACACAGCAGGACAAGAACGUUUCAGAACAAUCACCAGCAGCUACUACAGAGGAGCUCAUGGCAUCAUUGUAUGCCCUGACACUCACACUGUUCUGUUUAUGGAGAGCUUGCUGAAUUGGUAUUUAACACUUCCUUGA
Messenger RNA from Eruca vesicaria subsp. sativa (arugula), 418 nucleotides. Lineage: Eukaryota; Viridiplantae; Streptophyta; Magnoliopsida; Brassicales; Brassicaceae. The record is from the annotation of a GenBank genome assembly.